This is a messenger RNA of Macroventuria anomochaeta, 2020 nucleotides long. RefSeq names its product restriction of telomere capping protein 5. The transcript has 2 exons. The record is from RefSeq and is a predicted model, not a curated record. NCBI's taxonomy places the organism in Eukaryota, Fungi, Ascomycota, Dothideomycetes, Pleosporales, Didymellaceae. Bases 37 to 1890 code for a protein of 617 amino acids.
CGUAACUCAUGGCUAGAUUGCUAUAAACUCGCCAAAAUGGGCCAGGGAGCUUCACAUGAGGCUCAGCACCCGACACUAGAGCAGCUCAGUCACAACCUCGCGCAAGCGUUCGCAAAGAAGAGUUACACUCCCCUCGAACUAUACUGUUUCAAAUCCGUCUUCUGGUCGCUGGCCGAUACCGAAUCCGGGGUACAAUACUGGAGCGAGGCAACGCUAUGUCGGUUCCUGGAGCUGCCAGAUGCGCUGGGUGUAGGGUCAGUCAUCUUCCAGAUGGCUAAUUACCUCGGCGCAUUCCCAUUCGCUUCACAAGCACCGGCUAUCCUUACGAACGAGGCAUUGCUGAAGGUCGUCACUAUCCUUACUGAAAGAUAUGGGGCUGUGCUAAAGAAGAGAGGGCGCGAGAUCUGGUUACGAGAGAUAUACAGGAGUCUGGCUGUACAUGACAAUGGCAUACGAUCAAAAGCUGAAGAGCAAAAGCACGAAAAGGACCAAGUGACUGAGAAGAUGGGCUUCGCAAUCGACACGCCGAGAGGUGAUGAAGGAGGUGACGAAGAUGACGAGGACGAUGAGCUCGUUUUGGCGGCACUCGACUUGAUGGACUCUUUAGAGGUCUUCAAACAUGGCGAACAGACCAAUGUACACCACUCGAUUAUCCCCACAGACAACUUCCUAAAGCUCAUCGAGCUACUACUGCUCAUAGCACCGAUCGAUGCACAGCAGAGCCUGUCAACACUGGCGCCUGAGCUCUCUGAAACGCGCAUUCAGAAUCUGCGGCGAACUGCAAAAGUAGUGCUGUCGUCUUUCAUUACCGACAAGCAUCCCGGUGUUACAUAUCGUACCUUCGACACUGUCUUAUCUACAAGUCUACCGUUCUUAUUCGACGGACUAAACCCCCUGUUCGAGCACUUCCUCUUCGCAAAAGAUUUCGACCUCUCCAAACGCAAGUCAGACUCCACAUCACCUACGCAAGAGUCACAUCCGGUGAUACCACCCCCCAAGACUGUACUUGAUCCAGAACCGAUCCUGCGCAACCCAGGCGAAAUACUCAACCUCACCACCCUCAGUCAAUUGUCGUUUUUCAUCAAAGGAAGCAACCUCUUCAGGCGCCUGCGACCUCUCUACAGCGGCAACGCACAUGGCUUCUCCAUGGGGUCGUUUGAAAAGCAAGUCUUCAAUUGGCGAGCGCCGACCAUCCUUCUCGUCUCCGGACGCCUUCUCCCUUCGGCACCUUCAAGUACCCGCGAACGCACUCUGCAAGACAUGCUUCCACCCAAACGCUACUCGAGCAGCGUCUGCGAAUCCUCGCAAAACCAAACAAUCACCUACGGCGCCUACAUCCCCACACAAUGGAAACACACAGGCAAGACAUGCUUCGGCGACUCCUCUGCAAAACUGUUCCAACUCUCGCCCACCCACGACGUCUUCUCCGCCUCGAGCUUCAGCAGCGACUACGCCUACUUCAACAAAUCGCCCACAUACCCCGCCGGCGUCGGUUUCGGCACCCCAGUCCCCACCCAAUCCCAGGCAACCAGCCACUCCUACGGCGUGUUCCGCCCAGCACCCGUCUCGCUCCAUCUCGACGAUGCGCUCGAAUUCGGCAUCUUCACGCACCUGGCUGAAGGCGGUGGGAGUUUCUACCCGAGCAAACUGCCGGGAAGGAAGGGCAAGGACUGGCAAGACAGGUUUGAGAUUGAUAGUAUGGAGGUGUGGGGAUGCGGUGGUGAUGAUGUUGCUGAGGCGCAGAGGAAGGAGUGGGCGUUUCAGGAGAGGGAGGCGGAGGCGAGACGGAGGAUUAAUUUGGGGAGUGGAGAUAAGGAGCAGGAUUAUGAGUUGUUGAAGUUGGCGGGGUUGGUGGGGAAUGAAAGUAGGAGUGGUGGGAGUAUGGGCUGAAAUCGGUCUUGAACUGAGACGCGCUGGAAGCCCCGAAUAAGUAUGGGAAGCACAAUGACGCAAUGAGAGUAUGAUGGAAAGCACCAGGGUAGUGUGAUGAAGUUGCAAUUUCUUGUACAAUGCUCAAACG